AAAUCGACAAGAUUACUGAUGUCACACAACUACAGAACAUUGCUAAACGUCAAAAAGUACUAAUCAUACAAUUAAAAGAAGAAUUACACGACACGAAUAAAAAAUACAUCCAUUUGCUGGAAAAUCAAAACACUAAUCUGACAGCAUCACCAUCCACCUAUCACAUCACAGACAAAACUAGAGAUCUCACCAUCGACGAUACAACACAACAACAAGGACAAAAAAGGUGGACAAAGGCGAAACAAAAGUAGACACCAAUCCAUAAACAAAGAAGACAGGAGUAAAACAUCAUGCAACAACACUUUACUUUUAUAAAGGCAAGCAAUCAACAACAACCAUUCCAUAAGCAAACAAAAUUUAAUAACAACCGUUACAACCCCUACAAAUACCAAACUAAUUUCACUCCAACUGUAAAUCCUAAUCCUCAAUUCAUAAAUCCCAAUCCCAAUUUUACAAUUCCAUAUCUUCCCUACAAUUUAAACUCUUAUUUUACAAAUCAGCCUCCAAUAAACUUCACAAAUCCUCCAUUCACUACAUACACUACAUUAAAUCACAACACCACAACUAACCCUCGCAAAAAUUCCAACAAUCCCUUUGCCUUAGAUGAAUCAAAAUUAUCAACAGCCAAACAAAUUAACACUCAAAACAAUGAAACUAACACUACACUACAACCACCAACUAACGACAAAUCUCAAGUACCUGAAAACCCUAUGACAAUGCAAGAAUAAUCAUUAAAUAUUCACAAAUGUUUCCUUAUUUAGU
Messenger RNA from Nasonia vitripennis (jewel wasp), 762 nucleotides. RefSeq names its product transcriptional repressor NF-X1 homolog. The record is from RefSeq and is a predicted model, not a curated record. The transcript is spliced from 2 exons. Lineage: Eukaryota; Metazoa; Arthropoda; Insecta; Hymenoptera; Pteromalidae. The coding region runs from base 291 to 728 and encodes 145 amino acids.